Molecule: messenger RNA, 1496 nt
Organism: Tribolium castaneum (red flour beetle)
Lineage: Eukaryota; Metazoa; Arthropoda; Insecta; Coleoptera; Tenebrionidae
Exons: 4
Coding region: 92-1444 (450 amino acids)
Biological process (GO): maturation of SSU-rRNA from tricistronic rRNA transcript (SSU-rRNA, 5.8S rRNA, LSU-rRNA)
Cellular component (GO): nucleolus; small-subunit processome
Molecular function (GO): protein binding
Source: RefSeq, a predicted model, not a curated record
CACGGUUACUAGGUUACUAGUUUUGACGUUUACGUCAAUCGCAUGUGAAGUAGCGAAGUUUGAGGUUAUGUGACACAACAAAAACUGUAAAAUGAAGGUAAAAGUGAUUAGUAGGAACCCGGACGAUUACCUCAGAGAGACAAAACAUGAUAUUCAUAAAGUUCCUCGCAACUACGAUCCAGCUUUGCACCCCUUUGAAGCAGCCCGUGAAUACACCCGAGCCGUAAACGCCGUCAAACUAGAAAAAGUUUUCGCUAAACCAUUUGUUGGCAAUUUAGACGGUCAUAGAGACGGCGUUUCAUGCAUCUCCAAACACCCUAACAGACUUUCAAUUUUAAUCAGUGGGGCUUAUGAUGGGGAAAUCCGAGUGUGGGAUUUACCCCAAAAAUUGUGCAUUCGCGAGUUUGUCGCCCAUGCAGGUGUUGUGAGGGGUAUCGCUUAUAAUCCUUCAGGGGAACACUUCAUAACUCUUGGAGAUGACAAAACUAUCAAAACCUGGAAAUCUAAAGCCCCAGAUGUUGGCGAAGAUGAAGAGCCUGUUAAUACUGUGUUAAGUAAGACAGUGUUAACAGGAAUUACCCAUCACAUCAGUGAUCCCGUUUUUGCAACUUGUGGGGAGAUUUGUCAAAUUUGGGAGGAAACAAGGAACGAACCUGUUAAAACGUUUGAGUGGGGUAUUGACAGUUUGCACGACAUCGCGUUUAAUCCAAUAGAAACCAAUAUAUUAGCGUCUUGUGCAAGCGAUAGGAGUAUCAUUUUGUAUGAUACGAGAGACAGUGCACCUUUACGAAAAGUUGUUAUGAAGUUGAGAACCAACAAAAUUUCUUGGAACCCAAUGGAGGCUUUCAUUUUCACGGGGGCUAACGAGGACUACAAUUGUUUUUUUUUCAGUUUGUAUACUUUUGAUACCCGAAAUUUGAAACAGCCUGUAAACAUCCAUAUGGACCAUGUUGGGGCUGUAACCAGUAUAGAUUACGCCCCAACUGGUCGCGAGUUCGUUAGCGGAAGCUAUGAUAAAACAGUAAGGAUAUUUGAGACAAGUAAAGGCCAUUCAAGGGAAAUUUAUCACACAAAACGCAUGCAGCGUCUGACCUGUGUCCAAUGGACCCUUGAUAACAAGUAUAUUUUAAGUGGAUCAGACGAAAUGAACAUUAGAAUUUGGAAAGCAAGAGCGUCUGAAAAGCUAGGACCUCUUAAACCUAGAGAAAGGGCUGCUUUGAACUACAGUGAAGCUCUUAAAGAAAAAUACGCCACACAUCCUAAAGUGCGAAGAAUAGCGCGACACAGACAUGUGCCCAAACAUAUAUAUAACGCGCAAAAUGAACUAAGAACAAUUAAAGAGAAGGGCAAGAGGAAGGAAGCUAAUAGGAGGGCUCAUUCGAAGCCUGGGGAGGUGCCUUAUGAGCCAGAACGAAAGAAACACGUUCUUAAGGAAGAUAAAUAAGUUAUUUUUUGUAAUCUGAUGUUUUUUUAUUAAUAAAAAACUAUUUCGUCAA